This is a messenger RNA of Cervus elaphus (red deer), 4972 nucleotides long. RefSeq names its product solute carrier family 26 member 8 (gene SLC26A8). Gene Ontology annotation, biological process: transmembrane transport. Gene Ontology annotation, molecular function: sulfate transmembrane transporter activity; oxalate transmembrane transporter activity; chloride transmembrane transporter activity. NCBI's taxonomy places the organism in Eukaryota, Metazoa, Chordata, Mammalia, Artiodactyla, Cervidae. Bases 1893 to 4775 code for a protein of 960 amino acids. The record is from RefSeq and is a predicted model, not a curated record. Gene Ontology annotation, cellular component: membrane. The transcript has 20 exons.
CUCCUAGGGAUUGCUCUCCUUUAGCGCGCGAAGGCGGACCCGGGAAGGAGGGGAGAAACAGACGACACAGGCCGCGCGCGCCCCACCGUGGUCGGCGGGGCAAGUGCUUGGCUCCCUGUUGGAAAGAGACAGUGACAAAUCAAUCGGGUGUCUGGGAAAAGAGCCAGAAGACCUUUGAACGGUGGGUAGUCACUAGCAGCUGAGCACCUGCUCGGCGGAAAACCCCCAAUUUCCAAGAAGUACUUGCAUAAAAAAAGAGAAAGAUUCCGGCCAGAAAGCCGUUGCAGUCCCGUCUGCUCAAGGACAUACGCUUACUCUUCGGAAUGCUGACGAAACCUGUCCCAAAGGUAAAUAUUAGCCCUGAAUUAAGGUUGAGGUUUUUUCACCCAAACACUUCUAGUAGUUCUCAAACUUUUAAGUGCAGAAGAAGCACCUUGGGCGCUUAAAAUUGCACAACGAGUUUGGUUAGAUGGGUCCCAGAGGGACGCCAAGACUGUGCAUUUUUACAAUGUGCGCCAAGUUCAGAAAAGUCCUUGGUAUCUCCCUUGGAGAAACAUUUUUAAAACCUUUACCCUGAAGGCUUGAAACCGAUUCCUACCUUGAAGAACUUCCAGCAAAGAGGGUUUUAAGAAUUGUAAUCAUGCCUCUCAGAGUAAGAACAGUGCAGACAGUGGUUUUCUGGCAGUGUCCUGUUGGGCAAGUCAAUUGACCUUUCUUAGACCUUAGUUCCAGUUUAUGCAAAAAAGAAUUGCUGCCCUACAUUCCCACCUGAAAGCUGAACAAGAUAAUAAAUGUGAAUGGGCAAGGUAUUAUAACCCCAUACCUUCACCUCACUAUUAACCUAUUCCUACCCUGAAACUUGUUACAAUAAGCAGAAUUGGACCCUAUCUUAUUCUUGGUCAUUUCUUUUAGAAAUAACUGGGUUAAGCCAGGACACUUCCCAUCACUAUCCAUGACUAUUCUCUUUUGUGUUAUGCAUCCCUUGAAGUGCUCAAAUUUUGCCUAUCUUGUCCCAGCAUCUAGCUCAGGGCCUCGAACAUAGAAGUUACUCCAUAAAUAUUUGUUGAGCAAAUUAUGAACAAGAACGUGAUCUCAACUUAGGAGGCAGUGCAGGAUCAUCAGUUCUCAAGGAAAAAUAAAACCCAAAACAAGGGUCAUGGGUGAUUUGCGGAAAGCUUUCUUUGGAUUCAGUGUGACAGCCUAGAUUCUCUUGCCUUAGAAGACAUGUUGCUUAAAAAUGUUCCAAGCCAAACUGCAGAUAGUGAGCUUUCUAAGAAGUAUUGGAGGUAGAAGGAGGAAGCAAGAGCAAAAAUGCAGCUGUAAAGAUAUGAGAGGUAAGAGUGGGGGAUCAAGGUGAGCGCAUGGAUAAAAGGGAGAAAACUUGUAAGCUGGAAUUCUAAGAAAUUCAUGUAUUUAUCCAACAAAUUAGGAUGAUGACAUGAGAGUGACCAAAAGGGUAAAGAGGAGCGAUACACUCACUCACUCAGCAAAUUUAUAUUGAAUGCCUACUAGGUACCAGGCACUUCUAAUGGAAAAUUGGUUAAAAGGCAGAUAGUGGCUGCCUACACAGAGCCUACAGUGAAUAGUGGUGCAAUCAUUCAAUUCUUCAACACAAAUUUAUCAAGCACUUACUAGAUCUACCACAUUGCUUUGGCACCAAUGAUACAGCAAAUAAGAAAGACAUAAAAAUUCCUGCCCUUCUGGGGAUGAGACAGAUUACAAAAAGGUAUAGGUAGGGACUUCCGGUUGGUCCAGUGGCUCAGACUCCAUGCUCCUGAAGUAGAGCGCCUGGGUUGAUCCCUGGUGGGGGAACUAGAUCCCACUUGCAGCUAGGAAGAUGGAAGGUCCACCUGCCGCAUCUAAAUCCUGAUGCGGCUAAAUAAAGACGAACAAUGCAACCAGACAGGAGCUUCCAGAGUUUUGCCUCAAGGUACAGGCAGAAUUCUUUCACAUAUGAUGUGAAGCGAGACGUGUACAAUGAGGAAAACUUUCAACAGGAACACAGAAGGAAGACCACUUCCUCUGCGAACGUGGACAUCGACAUCAGCACCGUCAGUCACCAAGUGCAAUGCAGAUGCUCAUGGCACAAGUUCCGAAGAUGCCUGCUUACAGUGUUUCCCUUCCUAGAGUGGAUGUGUUUCUAUCGAUUCAAAGAUUGGCUUCUUGGAGACUUACUUGCUGGUAUAAGUGUUGGCCUUGUGCAAAUUCCCCAAGUCCUGAUGCUUGGUUUGCUGGCAAGGCAUCUGAUUCCUCCCCUCAAUGUCUCUUAUGCAGCUUUCUGUGCUUCAGUAAUUUAUGGAAUUUUUGGAUCAUGUCAUCAAAUGUCCAUUGGUACAUUCUUCCUUGUGAGUGCUCUGACAAUCAAUGUCCUGAGGACAGAGCCAUUCAACAGUGGCCACUUAUUACUGGGAACUUUCAUCCAGAAUGACUUUUCUAACACGUCCUUCUUUGAGAGCUAUAACAAAUCCUUGAGUUCUGUGGCAUCUGUAACUAUGCUGACUGGGAUUAUUCAGCUGUCUAUGGGCAUGUUAGGUUUUGGCUUCAUUGUUACUUACAUUCCGGAGGCUGCCAUCAGUGCUUACCUGGCUGCUACAGCCCUGCACGUUAUGCUGUCCCAGUUGACCUGCAUCUUCGGAGUUAUGAUCAGUUACAAUUCUGGUCCCGUCGCCUUCUUCUACAACAUAAUUAACUACUGUUUAGGUCUUCCUAAAGCUAAUUCCACCAGCAUCUUACUAUUUCUAACCUCUAUUGUUGCUCUGAGAAUCAACAAAUGUAUCAGAAUUUCCUUCAACCAGUACCCCAUUGAAUUUCCCAUGGAAGUUUUUCUGAUUCUUGGCUUCGCUGCAUUUUCAAACAAGGUAAACAUGGCCACAGAAAACAGCGUGAUGAUCAUUGAGAUGAUACCUUAUAGCUUCCUGUUUCCUGUAACGCCAGAUAUGAGCCAUUUUACUGAAAUUCUUGUAGAAUCAUUCUCCUUAGCUUUAGUGAGCUCCUCUUUGCUCAUAUUUCUGGGCAGGAAGAUUGCCAGUUUCCAUAACUAUAACGUCAAUUCCAACCAGGAUUUAAUAGCCAUUGGCCUUUGCAAUGUCGUCAGUUCAUUUUUCAGAUCUUAUGUGUUUACUGGUGCUGUUGCCAGGACCAUUAUCCAGGAUAAAACUGGAGGAAGACAACAGUUUGCAUCUCUGGUAGGCGCAGGCAUCAUGCUGCUCCUGAUGAUGAAGAUGGCACGCUUUUUCUACAAACUGCCAAACGCUAUAGUGGCUGGUAUUAUCCUGAGUAACGUCCUGCCUUACCUUGAAGUUGUUUAUACCCUACCCAGUCUGUGGAAGCAGAGCCAGUAUGACUGUCUCAUUUGGAUGGUGACAUUCUUGUCUGCAAUUUUACUGGGACUGGACAUUGGACUAGUUGUUGCAGUAACUUUUGCCUUCUUCAUCAUCACUGUUCAGUCACACAGAACUAAGAUUCUCCUCCUGGGUCAGAUCCCUAACACCAAUAUUUAUAGAAGCUUCCAAGACUAUCGGGAGGUUACAAACAUUCCAGGGGUGAAGAUCUUCCAGUGCUGCAAUGCCAUCACAUUUGUCAACGUUCACUACCUCAAGCGCAAGGUGUUAGAGGAGAUUGAAAUGGUAAAGGUGCCUCUUACAGAAGAAGAAAUUUAUACCCUGUUCAGUCAAAAUGAAGAGGGCGCACAGCGAAGACGGAUUUGUCGGUGUUACUGCAACUGUGAUGAUCCAGAGCCAUCGCCCAGGGUUAUUUACACCGAACGAUAUGAAGUUCAACGGGGCCGAGACUCCUCCUUCAUUAACCUGAUCCGCUGCUCACGUUUCGAGAGCAUGGACACAGCCCAGACUAUGUCUGAAGACCAAGUACCAUACAUAACAUCUUCCACAUCUCAGAGAAACCCAAACUAUGAGGAGGUGGAGAAAGUUUGGCUUUCUGAUGACCCUUCCAGGAGCAUGACGAUCACACUCCCUGAGGCUUCUGACACUCAGGUCAGGGCUACAAAAGUGCCUUACUCGACUUCAACUAUUCUACCCAGCGUCCACACCAUCAUCUUGGACUUCUCCAUGGUACAUCUUGUGGACGCACAGGCUUUGGUCGUAUUAAGACAGAUGUUCAGUGCUUUCCAAAACGCCAACAUCCUGGUGCUCAUUGCAGGGUGUCACUCUUUUGUGGUCAGGUCCCUCGAGGAGAAUGAUUUCUUCGACACUGGCGUCACUAAGGCCCAGCUGUUCCUCACCCUCCACGACGCUGUGCUGUUUGCUUUGUCGAGGAAGUUGCCGGAGUCCUCCGAGUUAAGUGUGGACGAAUCAGAGACUGUCAUACAGGAAACCUUCUCAGAGACAGACAAGAAAGAAGAAUCAAGACAUAAAACAAGCAGAAGUCUUACAGAAGCCCCCAGAAGUAAAAUUCCAGCCUUCUCCUUACUCCCAGACUCAGAGAUGGAAGAGGAAUCAGACUUGGAUCUGUAUUCCACAGUACAGAUGUCUAAAGACCCUGGGCUGGGUCUGGACCUAGACCUGGAUCAUGAGGUGGAGCCUGAGUCAGAGCUGGAGCCUGAAUCUGAGCUGGAUCAAGAGACAGAGCUUGAGCCUGAGCCAGAGGCCAGUCCCAGGCCGAGUAGGCAGAAGUACUGGUCUCUGUUUAGGGCUAUCAUUCCCAGAUCCCCAACUCAGACUCAGGCUAGGAAACAGUCAGUAGAGAGGAGGCAUCAAAAUGUGAAACCAUACACAUCCAAGGCUGGCACCAGUGAGGAUACCUUGGAGAUGAGCUAGGAGUAAGGCAUCACAUUUCCUUGGCAAAUCCUCCCCACCCAAACAGGGCCACUUGGUCCGGAGAUGCAGGCUAGUUACAAACUAGCAGCACUCGCUUGGCGACUCCUCCACCUGCUGGCCUCCUUCCUUGCUCAGCACUAGGAUCGCACUCCCAGAUCACAAUGCUAACCAACCAAGACUUAUCUCUGAAUUCCUUA